This is a messenger RNA of Kickxella alabastrina, 1047 nucleotides long. RefSeq lists its product as uncharacterized. The transcript has 3 exons. NCBI's taxonomy places the organism in Eukaryota, Fungi, Kickxellomycota, Kickxellomycetes, Kickxellales, Kickxellaceae. Gene Ontology annotation, biological process: proton transmembrane transport. Gene Ontology annotation, molecular function: proton-transporting ATPase activity, rotational mechanism. The record is from RefSeq and is a predicted model, not a curated record. Bases 1 to 1047 code for a protein of 348 amino acids. Gene Ontology annotation, cellular component: vacuolar proton-transporting V-type ATPase, V1 domain.
AUGACGCUCUACUGGCUGCUCUCCGUUCCCGCGCACGGCGACGGCCACGUAGCCUGGCGCGACAUAAAAUCGCGCAUCGGCAGCUCCGACCUCUACGACUUCUCCCUCCCCACCUUCAAAAUCGGCACCCUCGAUGGGCUCGUCCGGCUCUCCGAUGACCUAGCCAAAUUCGACUCCGCCUAUGAAACAACUCUCACCAAGUUCACCGACACCCUGCGCAGUCUCAACCCCACGGUCACCGCGAGCCAGCUUCAGGCCCAGCUGACAGUCGACGGCGGGAAGUCCGUAGACCAGUAUCUGCGCACGUUCGCCUGGGACAAUGCCAAGUACCGGGUGGACCGGCCAUUGGUGGAGAUUCUCGGGCAGGUGGCCGAGCAGAUGGGGCAGGUGGACGGCCAGCUGAAGUCCAAGCUGACCCAGUACAAUGCCAUAAAGGGGUCGCUGGCCACGGUGCGGCGCAAGCAGAACGGCAACCUGUCGCACUGCGUGCGCGACUCCGAGUACCUGCAGACGCUCUUUGUCGCUGUUCCGCGCAGCCUGGCGUCCGAAUGGCUCAACACAUACGAGCGCCUCGCCACCAUGGUUGUCCCGCGCUCCGCCACCCCGGUAGCCGAGGACUCCGAGUACAUCCUGUACUCUGUUGUCGUGUUUAAGCGCGCAGCGGACGAGUUCACGACAAGGGCCAGGGACGCGAGAUUCACCGUGCGCGACUUCGUCUAUGACGAGGAGGCGCUCGAGCGCGAGCGCAGGAUGCAGAUGGAGGUGGUUGAGCAGGAGACAGAGCUGCUGGGCAACCUGUCCGAGUGGAUCAAGCGCCAGCUGGCCGACUUUUACGCGUACCUGGAGACCAGCACCAGGGCGUCGGACAGAGCGAGGAAGACCGGGAAGGCCGGGAAGGGCUCGUUGCCGGCAAGCGCUGCCGCCGCCGCCGCCGCCGCCGCCGCCGACGGCGCUUUCGACAUGCACGAGUUUUCGAGCAUCCUGAGCAGCGAGUACACGCCGUUUGUGUUUUUCGAAAUCCCAUGGACGUUUUUCGGCCAGGAGUAA